CCGGCAACUACAGUUAUAAAACCAAAAUAAAUCAAAAAGAACGUCGCAGUGGAAGAAAUAUUUUGGGUUUAGGCAAAUUAAAUUACAAUUUUCUCGUGGAAUCCGGAAUAAAAAUGGUUUACAUAAUUGUGGAAAAACAACCCAAAUGUUUAUAGUUCUAGAUUUGAUAGAAUAACUCGAGCGAUCGCAUUAUAAAUUUGAGAAUAAAUUGCAUUGAUUAGUAACCUUUCGGACAAAAGGAAAGAAUAAUAUAAAUCAAAAGGCUGAUAUAGUGACUACAUUUGCGUGUAAUAAUUUUUAAAUUCGGUCCACGCACUUAGACAUUAUAAGCAAAUAUAUCGUGGUAGAAAAGGAAAGCUCAGCCCACAGUUAAAUAAACAAAACUCAUUGAUAUACCAGACAACAGCUGCUUAACAUUACACUCUGAAUUUCAAAACAAAAACUCAACAAAGAAACUAAUAGAAGGAAGAAAUCAAUUGAAGAAACAAGAUAAUGUUUGGGUCGCGCUGGUCGCGUUACCAAUACGACUUGGACGACUUACGCCACACCAACGCUACGGAGUUAAUUCUAGAUCGUCAAUAUGGAAAUAUUGAUCGCUAUGUGCAGCGGCGACUACACGUAUCAUCUGCGUACAUUGAUCGCCUCGAACAGGAAACUAUACUACGGGGGCACCAAGGUUGCGUUAAUUGCAUUGAAUGGAGCAGCAAUGGGCGAAUAUUAGCAUCUGGUUCUGAUGAUUUUUGCGUAAUGCUUUGGGAUCCUUUUCGCAAGCGUUGCAUACGUAGUAUACCAACUAAACACUGUGGAAACAUAUUUUCUGUUAAGUUUUUACCACGACACAAUGAUGCACUGAUAGCGACGGGAGCUGGAGACAGAUUCAUUUAUGUUUUCGAUGUUAAUCGUCAUAAUGAAGCAAUACUGAGCUGUAGUUGUCAUGCCGCACGUGUGAAAAGAUUAGCAACGGCGCCAGACUCGCCUUUCGUGUUUUGGUCAGCAGGUGAGGACGGUGCCAUCUUGCAGUUAGACACCCGUGAACAGCAUCGUUGCGGCGCUGAAGAAAAUCGGGUACGCUUGAUAAACCUUACAACUUAUGUAGAUACCAAUACGGAGGCCAAAUGCCUGGCCGUAAAUCCACGUCGUACAGAAUUGUUGGCAGUUGGUGCGAAUGAUCCAUAUGCUCGCAUCUAUGAUCGGCGCAUGCUCCAUCCAGUUUCGUCGCAUAUAAGUGGAGGCAGUGGAUUACUGGUCAAUGGAGGAGAUUCGAUUGAGGGCACAGUACCUAAGGAUUGUGUCACAUAUUAUUGCCCCGGCCACAUCAGUAAAGAUAAUUCUAAACUAAUUGAGCAUGACUCUCGUGCCAUCACGUACCUAACCUUCAAUUCGACCGGCACCGAGUUGUUAGUAAACAUGGGUGGUGAGCAUAUAUAUCUAUAUGACUUGCUGAAUGCAGAGCAGCCGGUGUUCCUCAGUUUGCCUGAAUACAAACCGCCGCCGACUACUUCUGAGACAGACAUAGAAAUGGCUGGCAUGCAUCCAAAUUACAACCCAAGUCCUAGUAGUAGUAUUGAAAAUCAAGGUGCCGAGGAAAAUGUGGGUGUCUUACAAAGUGCGAUUAGUCCUGGCGAUGCCCCGCAGUCUAGUAAUCGACGCAAGUUACCAGAAUAUAUUGAACGUUAUAAGAAAAUGGGGAAUGACUUUCUUGAAAACGAAAAAUAUUUGCGCGCUGUAGAAAAAUACUCGGAAGCAAUCGAAAUGGCUCCGAACUGUUCGGUGCUCUAUCUGAAUCGUGCUACUGCAUACAUGCGUCGCCUUUGGUUUGGUGAUGUAUAUGCUGCAUUGCGUGAUUGUCAUCAGGCAUUGCGUCUUGAUCCAGCCUAUAUUAAGGCACACUUUCGCUUGGCACGUGCGCUUCUCGUGCUCGGCAGACCGCAGGAGGCGGACGAGUGCCUUAAAGAGCUGAUCGCUCGCUUCCCCAGCUAUGCGAAUAAUCAUGGCAUCAUGAUGCUUCACAAAGACAUCAAAGAAAAUCGUCAAAUGACACAAUCUCAGCAACUGCAACAACAGCAGCAGCAACAGCAUGGCAGUGAACAACAACACUAUAACUGUUUAGAACGUUCCGACGCUGAAUAUCAAUGGCGGAGCAAAGCAAAAGACUAUAGCAAACGGUUUGUGGGUCAUUGCAAUACGACAACGGACAUCAAAGAAUCAAACUAUUUCGGCAACGACGGAGAAUAUAUAGUAGCUGGUUCAGAUAAUGAAAGCUUUUUUAUUUGGGAGCGUAGCACUGAAAAGAUACGCGCAAUCUACAAGGCAGAUCGUUCGAUUGUUAAUUGCGUACAGCCGCAUCCAGAGAUUUGUUUGCUCGCGACCAGCGGCAUCGAUCAUGACAUUAAAAUAUGGUCACCAAUCGCUCCAUCACCGGACGAACGGCCUAAUUUAGUAGAAUACGUAGACAAGACUGUUGAAGACAAUCAGCAAAAAAUGAAAAUGGAUCCAUUCAACAUGAACGCGGGCAUGAAUGCAUUUUGCCUUAAUGGAUAAUAUGUGAUAGUAAUUGAUAUUGUAAUGAUGAUUGGAGACUCAACAGAGACAGCUCAGCCACAAUUAGAACUAAAAUAAAAAGCAACACAAAAUUAUAAAAUAAUAUGCAUUGGCAGCAGACAGGGACCAGAUUUAAUUGUACGCAUUACACUAUUGCAAUGUCCAAUUUAAAGAUGCUGUACUACUUCAAAGACUUGGAUUUUCAUAAAAUUUUAUUUAUCAAUUGAAAAAAAAUAUUUGAUGAACUUUUUGUAAAGGAUUUUAUUUUAUUUUUCUAGAUUCAUGAAGUUUUUACUUAAACUGAAGAAUAUCUAGUUCUUAAAUGUUUAUUAUAAUUAAAAUAAUGUAUUACAUGUUUUCGGUUGACAGCUGUUUAAUGAAUUUGCUCCUACUGUCGACGCCUUAGUCGUCUACAGAAGAUACAAUGUU
Anastrepha ludens (Mexican fruit fly) is the source of this 2970-nucleotide messenger RNA. RefSeq names its product WD and tetratricopeptide repeats protein 1 (gene adp). Gene Ontology annotation, molecular function: protein binding. Gene Ontology annotation, biological process: negative regulation of fatty acid biosynthetic process. The transcript has 3 exons. The record is from RefSeq and is a predicted model, not a curated record. The coding region runs from base 493 to 2541 and encodes 682 amino acids. Gene Ontology annotation, cellular component: Cul4-RING E3 ubiquitin ligase complex; cytoplasm. NCBI's taxonomy places the organism in Eukaryota, Metazoa, Arthropoda, Insecta, Diptera, Tephritidae.